This is a messenger RNA of Neocloeon triangulifer, 740 nucleotides long. Its product is annotated as cuticle protein 19-like. The record is from RefSeq and is a predicted model, not a curated record. NCBI's taxonomy places the organism in Eukaryota, Metazoa, Arthropoda, Insecta, Ephemeroptera, Baetidae. Bases 78 to 620 code for a protein of 180 amino acids. Gene Ontology annotation, cellular component: extracellular matrix. The transcript has 3 exons.
GGAGAUGCGACGGAUGAAAAAGAAAGCGGUCUAAACAGCUUUCCCUGCCACCGAUAAUAUUGUCCGGCCGGGUAUAAAUGGAGCCACGCUUGUCCCUGACCUUCACAACACACAUCGUUUAUGCAGCAAACAUGAGCACAUCUCAGCAAAUGCAGGUCGUAUUCCUCGUGCUGGCGGUCGCCGCUACUCACGCUUACCCUCCGAGCUUCGGCAGAUACCAAAAGAAGGACGGUCAGGAAGGUGGUGACUCAGGUUUGGGCUCCAUCAAGAAAGGCCAAGAAGCCCUGUCUGCGCAGCACGCCGUCGAGGACGACUACCACAAGCCAUCCUACAAGUUCGAAUACACGGUGAGCGACCCUCACACUGGCGACCUCAAGAAGCAGUGGGAGCACCGCGAGGGUGGCGUGGUCAAGGGUCUGUACAGCCUGGUGGAGCCGGACGGCUCCCUGCGCACCGUUCACUACGAGGCUGACCCCAAGACCGGCUUCCACGCCACCGUGCACAAGACGGGCGUCAACAAGCACCCGGCGCCGACGAAAAAGCAGCUCGCCCCAGCAGUGCACAAGAACUACUUUUCCGCCGGCUUCGGAGGAGAAGAAGAAUCUUCGUUCAGGCAGUGAUCGCAUGUUUCAUUUGUUCUCUAGAUUUUCAUCAUAUAUUUAAAUCAUCUACUUUUCAUAUUUUUUCAAGCUUUGUUUCAUCGCUUCUUUUAUAAUAAAACAAUUUACUCCUGAAUAAGA